AUGUGUUCCAGGAGAACGCACGACAAAAUUUUCUUUACGGAAGGUGAGCAGCCAGCAGAGGGUGCACCUCCAGCCGAGGGUGCACCAGCACCACCGGCGGAAGGAGCAGCCGCAGCACCUGCGGACGGAACAGUACCGCCAACGGAAGGAGCACCUACAGCUGCCCCCGUAGAAGGCGCGCCCGCAGCGCCAUCUGCAGAAAAUGCACCUCCAGCAGACGGUGCACCUGCAGCUCCUCAACCAGAGGGUGCACCUGCGAUACCUCCAACGGAGGGUGCGCCUGCAGCACCUCCGGCAGAAGGUGCACCAGCAGUGCCUCCGACGGAGGGCGCACCUGCAGGAGAGGGCGCAGCUGCAGCACCUUCCGCGGAGGGUGCACCUCCAGCAGUCCCGACAGAGGGUGCACCUGCAGCACCUACAGCGGAGGGAGCACCUCCAGCAGUCCCGACAGAGGGUGCACCUGCAGCACCUCCAGCGGAUGGAGCGCCUCCGGCGGAAGGUGCACCUGCUGCACCUCCAGUAGAAGGUGCACCUCCAGUGGAAGGUGCACCUGCAGCAGCACCGGCUGAAGGCACGGCCGCAGUGCCUGCAGCAGAAGGUGCGCCAGCAGCGCCGCCAGCGGAAGGUACGCCUGCCGCACCUCCAGCCGAAGGCGCUACUCCAGCUCCACCGGCAGAAGGAGCUGCAGCCCCAGCGACACCAGCGGCACCAGCGGCACCGGCGGCACCAGCGGAAGGCGCAGCACCACCAGCCACAGAAGGGGCAGCAGCUCCCGCGCCAGCACCAGCACCGGCGCCAGCACCGGCGCCAGCACCGGCGGCCCCUGCAGAAGGAGCACCCCCAGCAGCAGAUGCAGCUGCGCCGGCUGUUUCACCACCCGCAGCAGCAACGGCCGAAGGUGCAUAA
Cephus cinctus (wheat stem sawfly) is the source of this 906-nucleotide messenger RNA. Its product is annotated as skin secretory protein xP2. The transcript has 4 exons. Lineage: Eukaryota; Metazoa; Arthropoda; Insecta; Hymenoptera; Cephidae. The coding region runs from base 1 to 906 and encodes 301 amino acids. The record is from RefSeq and is a predicted model, not a curated record.